Messenger RNA from Thrips palmi, 2042 nucleotides. RefSeq lists its product as uncharacterized. NCBI's taxonomy places the organism in Eukaryota, Metazoa, Arthropoda, Insecta, Thysanoptera, Thripidae. The record is from RefSeq and is a predicted model, not a curated record. The transcript is spliced from 2 exons. Bases 465 to 959 code for a protein of 164 amino acids.
AAAUUUCAAUGGAGAUGACACAGAUGAUAAUGAAAGCAGUUCAGGAAAUGAAGGCACCUCAGAAGUACCUAGUCAUAGAGGUUCUGCAGUUGAUGCUAGUUUUGAAGAAAUGCCUGAUGAGCCAUCUUCACCCCCACCGAAGAUAACUAAGAAACAGCUAAGAGCUGCUCGCAAAGCCAAGCGAAAUAGUGGUCAAGCUUAUGUGUCUGGUGAAGGUGUAUCAGUCAGUGCAAGGCAACGAAAAGCUGUUCACAAGUGUGGCAUGAGGGCGAAGCGGCUCGUGGUGCCUCUCAAAUUGCCUCCUGUAUUUUAAAUCACAUCAUGGAAGAAGUUGGAGUUGACAUUGAAGAACUGUGAACACACUUUUUCCCCGUCCCUGGGCACACCUGCCUUGAAUGUGAUUCUAAGCAUUCUGUGAUUGAGCGUAGGAAACAACAGGCUGGAAUGAUAAGUAUUCCCGAGGAAUGGGGGAUGAAGUUGUUGACAGCGUUGGAGACUCAUUCAAAGUUGUUGAAAUGGGAAAUAAGAUCUAUGACUUUGCCCUUAUUCUGGAGAAGAAUGGGCCCCUCAUCAUGCGUGAGAAGUUGGAUAACGGGCAGAAGAUGUAUUGGACCAAGACACAUUGGUUUCAGUACAAAGCAUCAAGACCAGGCAUUGUAAAUUUGAAAACUAAUUUCUCUGAAGAUGCUCAGUUUGAAACCUACAGUAUGGUGAGAGGAAUGUCUAAAAAAAGCAGACAAUUGCCAGAGAAUUGGUGGCUAGAAACACUUCAAAAGGUACCACCUGGAAAUGGCAUCUCCCAAGAGAAGAAGAACAAUUUGAUUUCACUUUUGCCAUUCAUUGAUGAAACUUACCACGACUUUUAUCGAUCCCUUAAAGUGGAUGGUGCAAUUAUUGAAGACACCGAUCCAGAUUUGCCUUCAGAAAAUGAGGAAGAAGAUCAUGAGGAUGAGGAUUAGCCGACUUCUGUGAAAUAGAUUUCUACUGUUGAAAGUAAUGAGAAUUAGUCUUUAAGUUUGUCUUGUGAUAUGCUGACUUUUUGGGUUUGCCUGGCUUGCUGGGAAUUGUACGAAAGACUCUGGUUUUGUCACAUCUUGCUUUCCCUUUUUUAUAAGUAACGUUAGUUUUACCUAUGGGAAUAUAUUCCUUGGAAGAGAUGCUAAUGGAUUAUGUAAAUGGACAAGUUAUGAAUUUGCUUUCAAAUUGCUGAACACUGCUUGUCUGUAAGCCAAAUAGAUUCCUACUGUAAUUUUGUUGUGGCUUAAUAUUUUUCUUCUUAGCUGUAUGGUUGGUUUCCUGAAUUAGAAAUUGCUGAACACUGCUUGUCUGUAAACCGAAUAGAUUUCUACUGUAACUACGUUGUGGCUUUAGAUAUCUUAUCUUAUCUUAGUUUGUAUGAUUGGUUUUCUUAAGUAUAAAUGCAGACUGUUCCUUGCUCUCAGAAAAUUAUGUUGAAAGUAAUGGGAAUUAGUCUUUAAGUUUUGUCUUGUGAUAUGCUGCCUUGUGGUCAGCCUGGCUUGCCAGGAAUUGUACACGUUCCUUUCGAUUAUUUAUAAAUUUAGUCUUUUGCUUGGAAGAGAUGCUAAUGGUUUAUGUAAAUGGAUAAGUUAUGAAUUUUUUGAUGAUAUCUGAUUUUUUUUUCAAUGUGGUUAAACUAAUUUUUCAAACCUGCCUUUCUAUAGACACAAUAUUUAUUUAGUCUCUAAAAUGAACUUCCUUUUUAUCUUGUUGAUGUUGGCUGUCUCAUUAAUUUCUUCAAAUGUGUUAAUUCUUUUGUGAUUCUUCAUUCUUUAUUUGUGAAGGAAAUAGUUAGUGUAUGCCAAUGUAUUUGUUAGCUUUUGCUUUUGUCCAAAGUUUACUAGUUAGGCUUACAUUGAUUAAAACAUCAGUGUAUUUUUGUAAUUAUGAACUUUUUAUUAAAUGUACACAACAACUCUAUUACUGACAAUGUUAUUUUUCCAAUCCUAAACCCAUAAUUUGUUAAGUUUUUUCCAUCUCUAAUGAAUUUCAAGUUGCGGUAUUAAUCAUGAGGAACUUAAACA